AUGCACACCUUCGCCAUAGAACUGGUUGAGGUUGGCACAGUUCUUAGUACAUACAACUGUAAGGUAGCACACCAUAUCUGUAGCGUUCUACUCAACGUGUUGUUUCAUUCGAAGCCAUUUACUAAUGCCUUAAAGAAUACUUGUCAAAAGUGGGAAUAUGAAAGGUACUGCUAUGAUUCUGGACAGAAAGAAAUCUGCAUUAACCCGUACCAUUAUCGUCGGAUCGAAAGCGACGGAGUAUUGCCGCCAGUGUUGGUCCCUAGGUACUCGGAAUUACCUCCGGCAACGAUACCACCUGGGAUACGACGAAUGCAAGCUAUGGAAGCUUCUGGAUCAUCAAUGCCCCAGAAUAUUGAGAUCGCCGGCUUGUUUAAUCAUUCACAAUUCAACCAUAUGCAGGUGGACGACAUGGACACUUACAACUUCUCCCCUACUGUACCGACGGUGGCAGUGACAUCAUCUCCUAUUUUUAUCGAUGGAUACACGGAUCCGACGAACAAUCCACAAAAGAUCAGUCUAGGCCUGUUCUCGAACGUCAAUCGAAAUCCACCGAUCGAAAACACGAGGCGAUUGAUUGGCAAAGGCGUGAAACUAACUUACGUACGACAUCAAGGCACGUUAUUCGCCGAGUGUGAAUCCGAUUCGGCUAUUUUUGUGCAGUCACGGAAUUGUAAUUUUAUCCACGGCUUUCAUCCAACUACGGUAGUCAAAAUCGCCAACAAGUGUUCGUUGAAGAUUUUCGACGAGCAAUGCUUCAGGAGGCUGCUGGCCGACUGUUCUACUCGUGGAUUUGACGCCUCGUAUGAACUCACGAAGAUGACGAUCAUUCGCAUGUCGUUCGUAAAAGGAUGGGGAGCUGAAUACCAACGAAAAGACGUCACAUCGACACCGUGCUGGAUUGAGAUACAUCUACAUGCACCGUUGACGUGGCUUGAUCAGGUUCUAAAACAUAUGACACCUCCACCAAGGCCAAUCUCGUCCAUAUCCUGA
Messenger RNA from Angiostrongylus costaricensis, 990 nucleotides. The record is from the annotation of a GenBank genome assembly. Lineage: Eukaryota; Metazoa; Nematoda; Chromadorea; Rhabditida; Metastrongylidae.